Molecule: messenger RNA, 604 nt
Organism: Gossypium raimondii (Peruvian cotton)
Lineage: Eukaryota; Viridiplantae; Streptophyta; Magnoliopsida; Malvales; Malvaceae
Exons: 5
Coding region: 1-435 (144 amino acids)
Source: RefSeq, a predicted model, not a curated record
AUGGGGACAAGAGAGGUAUAUGAGGAAAAGCUAAGGAAUGGAAAUCUACACCACGAUCCAACCAUUAACCCUGGCUUAGGUUCCGUUCGUUGUCCUCGUUGCCUCUCUCUCUUAAACCCUGAUUCCGACAAAGCUGGAUGGAUAAUUACUUCAGUUUUGGAGGAUACCACUACAGUGGUUGGCUCUGGUAUCGGGGGAAUGCUGAGUGCAGUACAUGGAUUUAAUACUGGGAUCCCUUUCCUUCAGAAUCACAUCAAGGGACCUAAGUGGCUCCCUUUUGUAACUGAGUACGAGUUUGUAGGUUAUGCACUUCCAAAGUUUGCUCAGCUCACCGUCACUUCCUAUUAUGCUCCCUCUAGUGCCUCGCAUUAUGGAAUUUCACUCCUCACGCGAUACAUUGAAGAUGCAUAUGCAUAUGCUAAGAUGAAUCUUUAACCAUGCAUUUACUCAAGAUUCUACUUUCAUCAGUUCUGAAAUAGCAAUAUGAUGCCUAUGUGUAUAGAACUUUUGGAUGAAUCUGCUUUUUCCUUUUUAAUUAAUUUCUUUCUGAUUUUUACAUUUGUGUUCUUCUAAAAUUAAUAUAUAAUAUAGUAAUAUUCAUACA